Messenger RNA from Rhizoctonia solani, 1146 nucleotides. RefSeq lists its product as uncharacterized. Bases 1 to 1146 code for a protein of 381 amino acids. Lineage: Eukaryota; Fungi; Basidiomycota; Agaricomycetes; Cantharellales; Ceratobasidiaceae. The transcript has 2 exons. The record is from RefSeq and is a predicted model, not a curated record.
AUGACCACUGUCCACACUUGCAGAUGGGAAUGGUGCCGUGAUGCAUUUAGCAACCAUGCAGAUUUGGUUGACCAUUUUAAAAUUCAUAUGAUGAGGGGCAGGCCCAUCACGAGGAAAAAGGCGGCUGAAGUGCUGCGAACCGAGGGAUAUACGCCAGAGGAAAUUGGAGUACGGACUAUUCCCGGCUAUGUUCCAGCUCCAUCGGUCGUGGACGACCCCGUUUCUCAACCCCUUGGAGAUCCAGAGCCCAGAAACUCCCCUAUUAUUGAGCCGCAAACGCCAAAACCAGUGGCUGCAGCUGUCGUACAUACUCCCAAUUCGGGUAUGGAUAUGCCGCCCAGCUCUCCCCCACCCGCCUCGCCCAGCCCGCAAAACACGCCAAUCGCUGACCAGCUCGAAAACAUGUCGAUCAGCGAACCAGAAGAUGGCAACUUGGGCACUUAUUCUCACAUGAUGGUACCUCUAUCAAGUCCUUCCGCCAACAGCAACAAAAACGGAGCCAAUACUCCGGGCUCAACUCGUAGCGCUCGCGGUAAACGCAGGUCCUCGUUUGCAGAAAUGUCUUCAUCCCCUCCACCGGACGAAUUCAGUGCGCCCAGGAAGCAACCCCUCCCUGAAUCUCCCACCGUAGCUGUCAUCAUUGCCGAGCGGGAAAGGGGCCUUCAAGAAAAAGCAAGGGAGCGAGAGAACAUGGUGGCGGCUGAGAGAGCUCGGGAACUGCGCCGAGAAGCCGACAAAGCAGCAGAGAAAACCCAAAGGACAGGAAGUCCUCCAAGAGGCGCACCCAGCGUCGUUCGAUUCCGUGGACGAUGGCGAGGACGAGGACGCCGUGGUCUGACCCUGUCUAGGGCUAUCCCUCCAGGGACUCCCCAAUCCAAGGCUCCUGCGCCGUCGUUCAGCCCACCACGACCUGUAUCGGCCAGUCAGGACACGGUCGACAAAAUGAUGAGUCAAUACACUCACGCAGAUUCAGAUGAGGAUAUCCAUGCGAACCUGAUGGAGAAUCUGGGCGGUGCAGAUUGGGGAUUGCAAACCCAAGUACCAUUCGCACCACAGACACAGGAAUCCUAUGGACACUCAGAAGCCAGUGGCUCGCAUGGUGGACCCCAGUCCCAGGCUGUAUCCCAAGGGUCUCAACGGUACUAA